AUGGAUAAAGUGACUUGUACAGAAGCCCGUGACAAAGAGCCUCCGAGGCUAGAUCGGGCACAGAGCGCUAGCGUAGCGUCUCGGCGGCUGCCAGGUGACCGGCAACGCAAGGGGCGGGGCCGAGAGGGCGGGGCCAGCGGAAAGGAAGACAGCUGGCUGGCCGGCCGCCCGAACAAGGUUUUCACCAUAAUUACGCACAGACUUUCUGCUGCGGCCCCCAGUGAAGGAGCACACCUGAUUGGCUCCUCUGUGGGGGCGGGGCUAGAGGGCUGCGGCUGCCUCGGGGUUGGAAGGAGGGGAAGGGAGGCAGGCGAUGGUGGCGGUGUUGCGUUACCUCGGUGGUGCCUGCAGACGUGCCCUUGGGUGCUUCCCCGGGGCGUGCGGGCCAGCGUUGAGCAGGCCCUGGACGCUGGGCGGGGGUGGCCGCAGCGCCAGCACCAGAGCCAUCAGAAUCUAUUUAAAAGGUCAUUUGAUGUAGCCAUCGUUGGUGGCGGAAUUGUGGGACUUGCCUCUGCCAGAGCACUCAUCCGGCGGCAUCCUGCACUUUCAGUUGUUGUUCUGGAAAAGGAAAAAGAUUUAGCUGUUCACCAGACUGGACAUAACAGUGGUGUCAUACAUAGUGGAAUUUAUUAUAAACCAGAAUCUCUGAAAGCUAAAUUAUGUGUACAAGGUGCAGCCCUCAUCUAUGAGUACUGUAACCAAAAGGGAAUUCCCUACAAGCAGUGUGGCAAGCUAAUCGUAGCUGUUGAACAAGAAGAAAUCCCCAGACUUAAGGCCCUAUAUGAGAGAGGCCUACAAAAUGGUGUUCAAGGCUUGAGGCUGAUCCAGCAGGAGGAUAUAAGAAAGAAGGAGCCAUAUUGCAGGGGUCUAUUGGCCAUUGAUUGUCCAUAUACUGGCAUUGUGGACUAUCGGCAGGUAGCGUUGUCAUUUGCCCAGGAUUUCCAAGAAGCAGGUGGCUCUGUUUUGACUGAUUUUGAAGUAAAAGAUAUUAAAAUGGCUGACGGAAGUAAAAAUGGGAUGAAGUAUCCAAUUGUUAUAAAGAAUACAAAGGUAAAGAUUCUUAACUAAAACUUAGCCACUUUCAUCCCCUUCUCUUUCUUAACAAGU
Messenger RNA from Castor canadensis (American beaver), 1107 nucleotides. Lineage: Eukaryota; Metazoa; Chordata; Mammalia; Rodentia; Castoridae. The record is from RefSeq and is a predicted model, not a curated record.